AUGGCGACCCCUAGGGUCCUGCGCUUUGACGCCGAAGGUAGGCCGCUCGAGUUCUCAGUCUUGCUCCUGCGUGCACGCCGCCUCCCAGAGAGUCAGGUCCAGGCAGACGAGUCUUUGUGGGCGCACGCUUCUGGUGACCUUCUUGUGCCCUCCGACCGUGCACCCUUAGGCGGUGAUACUAGCACUACAGACAGAGACCGUUAUGCACGCCAGCGUGCUGACCUGACUGCGUGGAAGUUGCGUGACGCUGCGGCCUGCAUCGCCCUCAGCAGCCUCCUCCCUGAGUCUGAGGAGACCCACUUCACUCAGGUUCGCACUGCUAGUGAGUUCCUGACUGCGAUCAAGGCCCGCUACGCUACUCCCACCACUGUCUCUCUUGGUCAACUGUUCCUCCCGUUCUUGUUUCUUCACCUCGCCUCGUUUGAGCGCUCUGCUGACUUUAUCGCUCACCUGCGCUCCCGGGACUCUAGCUACCGCGCUGCCUGCACUGACGCACAGCUUGCACUGCUCCCUCCCCCCAUGGCGAUUACUAUCUAUUUCAUCGCCACUAGCCUCCCUGACCGCCUUGCCUCGGUUCGUGACGUGCUUCUUCUGAAGCACCCUAGCGAGCUCACUAUCGAGGUCCUUGAGUCUGCCCUCAAGGACGUCGAGAGCAACCUCCGCUCGGUAGCCUCCGCCUCUGGUGAUGUGCCCCCGCCAUUGUUUCACGGGUGUACAGUCCCUCAGCUGCCCACCUUUACUGCCUCCCUCGCCACUGCCGCUACUGACGUGACCGCAGCUGCUGUUACGACUUCUUCGCGGUCUAGGGGUAGGAGUGGCAGGAGGGGCGGUCAGGGUGCUGGCAGUGGUGGCGGAGGCGGCGGAGGUGGCGUGGCGAGCGGCGGUGGCGGGAGUGCAGGGGUUAGUGACUUACCUGCUGGAGAUGGUGGAGGUGACGCUCGGGUUCGUCAGGCACUUGCUGGUCUCCAGCUACAGGUGCUGGAGUGGCGGUUUUGUACCUGGCUUAGCGGCAGCAGCAGCAGCAGCAGCAGCCACUCCUCUCGCAGCAGCUGCAGCAGAGCAGAGGCUGUAGCAGGUUUUGGGGCAGGGGUCAGGACCGCGUCAGCUGUCGCGCGGUGCCGUCCACCCUCCCUGCAUCUACCUCGUUCAGACAGGUACUCACCGAGGCCUCCCCUGUGGCUGUAG
Messenger RNA from Closterium sp. Yama58-4, 1185 nucleotides. NCBI's taxonomy places the organism in Eukaryota, Viridiplantae, Streptophyta, Zygnematophyceae, Desmidiales, Closteriaceae. The record is from the annotation of a GenBank genome assembly.